Molecule: messenger RNA, 1026 nt
Organism: Mus caroli (Ryukyu mouse)
Lineage: Eukaryota; Metazoa; Chordata; Mammalia; Rodentia; Muridae
Product: olfactory receptor 8B8-like
Biological process (GO): G protein-coupled receptor signaling pathway
Cellular component (GO): membrane
Molecular function (GO): olfactory receptor activity; G protein-coupled receptor activity
Source: RefSeq, a predicted model, not a curated record
AUGGGGUCUGAGACAUUUGGGCGUUCUGUACUUGAGGGAACCACAGAAAAUCUGACAAGAAACUUGGCUGUUGUGUAUAUGGAUGAAGAUAGAUAUUAUCUCAGAGUAAGGAGCUGGACAAAAGUUUUCCUAGUGAAUGGACUCAAGAAACAGGCGGGAGUAGUCAUGUUAAUAUUCUUCUUGUUUUUGGGAAUCUACAUGGUCUCUGUGAUGGGGAACUUGGGCUUGAUUGUUCUGAUUGUUUUGCAUCCUCACCUGCACACCCCCAUGUACUACUUUCUCUUCAACCUUUCCUUCAUAGAUCUCUGCUACUCCUCUGUCAUAAUCCUCAAAAUGUUAGUGGGUUUUUUUUUGAAGCAGAACAUCAUCUCUCAUGCUGAGUGCUUGAUUCAACUCUUUUUCUUUGCCUUCUUUGUUAUUGAUGAAUGUUACAUUUUGACAGCAAUGGCUUAUGACAGAUAUGCUGCCAUUUGUAAGCCCCUGCUUUACCAGGUCACUAUGUCUCAUCAGGUCUGCCUAUUGAUGACUUUGGGUGUGUAUUUGAUGGGCUUUGCUGGUGCCUUGUCCCACAUAGUUUGCAUGCUGAGACUCACCUUCUGUGAUCGCAACAUCAUCAAUAACUACGUAUGUGAUGUACAUCCUCUCCUUAAACUCUCCUGCACAAGUACCGCCAUUAAUGAGCUGGUACUUUUCAUUGUUGUUGGUGUCAAUAUAACAGUGCCCAGCCUGACUCUCUUUGUUUCUUAUACCUUAAUUCUUUCCAACAUCCUCAGCAUCCAUUCUGCAGAAGGUAGGUCAAAAGCCUUCAGUACCUGUGGCUCCCAUGUGAUUGCUGUUUCUCUUUUCUUUGGAGCUGCAGCCGUCAUGUAUCUUAAGCCUUCUAGUGCAUCUGUGGAUGAAGAUAAAGUAUCUACUCUCUUUUAUACCAUUCUGGGUCCAAUGCUGAAUCCUUUCAUCUACAGUAUAAGGAAUAAAGAUGUGCACAAUGCACUGAAAAAAACUUUGAAGAAAAAGAUAUUCACCUAA